Molecule: messenger RNA, 369 nt
Organism: Zingiber officinale
Lineage: Eukaryota; Viridiplantae; Streptophyta; Magnoliopsida; Zingiberales; Zingiberaceae
Exons: 1
Coding region: 1-369 (122 amino acids)
Source: RefSeq, a predicted model, not a curated record
AUGGGGAACUGCAUUGAGCUGCAGAAGCCAAUCUUAUGGGUAGACGACGACUACGAUGACGCCGACGACAUGGAGGCGGCGGCCGAAAGCCCUGCAUAUCGCCGUGCAGCAAAACCCAAGGCCGCGGAAGUAAUACCCACGUCGGCGGCCGGUUGCAAAGAAAGGGCGACGGCGGUGGCUUCCACUGAGAUCAAGAUCAAGAUGAGCAAGAAGCAACUGCAAGAGCUUCUACGUCAAGUGGAGGAGCAGGGUUUGCCGCUGCAGAAACUCAUGGCGGAUCUCCUGGUAGUGCAGGAGAUUUGCCUCGAAAACAGAGACGUCACUAAGGAUGCGCAUUGGAGACCCAAUCUGCAGAGCAUACCAGAGUAA